CAAAUGAACAUGAAUACGCCGGGCAUGAGCCUUUUUCAGGGGGCUGAGCCCUUAAACGUGAGUUCGACACUGGAGCGUCAAGAAGAAGAAGAAGCUCUAGAGGAUCAGAAACGGCGCGACGAGGAGCUGGGCAACUUGUUGGAGAAUGCCUUCGAUGAUCUGGAUGAUGACGAAAGUACAAUCGAUUCGACUACGAAUUACCAGUCAGAUUUGUUGCCCGAACAGCCGCAUCACCAUCACCCCGUUCAAGGUGUACAGCCACAGGAGGAUCACCAUCGGCAUGCCAGCGAAAUUCACAAGCUAAAAAUGAUGCUGGAAUCCAAGUCUCACGAGCGCGAUCAUAUCAGUCAGCAAGCCAAAGAUGCUCUGAAUAAGCUGGAUGAAGAGCAAAAGCGCGUUCGCAUCUUGCAGGCGGAGCUGGACCGGGCAUUGCGAGAGAAGCAGAAUACACAUGAGCUGCUGGUGGAUACGAAAGCGAAGUGCUCAAACCAGGAGAGCAGCAUGGUGAAGCUGCGUGAUGAAAAGAAACGUCUGGAAGAGGACAACACCCAGCUGGAGGGGGAGCUGGAGUUGACACGGGCGAUGGUUUCCGAUCUAAAGUCCAAGUAUGACAUGGUGGAGCGUGAUGUCCACAAGCGUGACGAUCGCAUCGCGGACUCUCGCAUUAGGAUGUUGGAGGAGCAUAAUCGAGCACAGUGCGAACUUCUGCAGGAGCAGCUGAGCCAAAGCUCAGAUCAGCUGAACAAAAAACAGAACGAACUGGAAAAAAUGACCGCUCGCUACAACGCACUGCAGUCCAAGCUAGAUGCCACUCUACGAGAAAAAGCAGCCACGAUAAAUGAGCUGAACGGAGCUCUAGAUGUGGCCCAGAGUCGGUGCCAGCAGCUUGGUAGCAAGCCCAACUACGAGCAAGAGUGCACGCGACAGCAGCAGUACAUCAGAGAGUUGGAGGCCAAGAUCGCCGCCAUGGAGCAGACCAUAGCCCUCCUGAACGGGCAUCUUAGUGGGACCACAGCAGAGCUGGAUCUGAUGGAUACACUGUUGAUGCAAAACCAAACGGACGGAAGCAGCCCACGGGCUGCCUCGACGCGUUUGGUAGGGGGCACGCCGCUUAAUCCCGCCGAUCGCAUAGGUCACAUCAAGCAGGAGCUCUACCGAGCUCUGAGCAAUCUCAAGAACAUGAGGGAGGAAGUUCGCAAGCUGGAAAAGCUGUUGGAAGAGCGCAACCACGAGCUGCGCCUCCUUCGCGGGCAGGAGAACCAGUCCCUGGUGCAGCUUGCCACACUAAAAGAGGACAAGAUGCGGCUGGAGAGCCGCAUUAAGAACAUGCAACAGGAGCUGGAGGAGCUGGAACAUAGGUCUAAAAUUGAUUUAAAACUGCAGGACGAGGUGAAAGCUUUGAUGGCUGAGCGGGAUGCGGUGAAUGAGCAGCGCCAGAAGAUCGACAACCAGCUGAAAAAGGUUCAGAUGGAUCUGGAGAGGGUGAACCAAGAGCAAGAUAACCUCAAACAGAACUAUGAGCAGCUCCUGCAGGAUAACCGCCAGCUGCGGUCUCGCGACACAACGGACAACCUUCGUUUGGAGUUGGAACGACACAAGAUCCUGCUGAAGGAUGCCCAAAGCGAGGUGGAACGGCUAAAGAAACUCUACGCAGACAUUGCCAAUGACAAGGAUACCCUCAGCUAUGAGCUUCGCAAGCUACGCGACCUGGACACUGUCAAGGAGCUUCAGGAGCAACGACAGCUGUUGGCCAAUCUCCAGCGCACCGUGCAAAUUGCCGAGCUCAAGUCGGAGGAGCUGGCGAGCAUUCUGGAGACGGAGAAGGUCAGUCACCAGAGAGAGCUGCAGACCCUGCGCGAAAAAUGUGAGCAAGAUAAGUGCGAAGAGGUGGCCGCAGUGGCCAAGGAGAGCUCCGCGAACUGCAGUAGAUGUGUGGAAAAGUGUUCCGAAAUCGCAAAGGCUGAGAUCCAAAUGCUCAAGCUUCAGAAUAUUAACUCAAGGCAGGCCAAAGACUUAAAGCAGCUCUCGGAGGAUCUGGAGCAGUCCAAGGCCUUCCAGAUUGAACUCGAGGAUAAAAUUAAGCAGUCCAUCGAGCAGGAGAGUCUCCUCAAUGAGCUCAAGGAGAAGGCCAAGAAAAUGGAGGAAUACAUUUUACAGCAGGAAGAGGCGAAUGCGAAGGCCGAUCAUCAGAAAAAGACGCAAAGUUCGCCGGGGGGGCCCUCGAUAGAGCUCAACCAAGAGCGAAUCAAGCGCAUCGAGCAGCGAGUGCGUGACGAAAUGGCCAAACUGUUUGCGGUGGAGCUGAAGAAUUUCACUCCCCGCCUGCAGCAGAUGGAGGAGAAAAACCUCGCCCUUCAGCGCAAGUACCAACUGGUCUGCGGCGAGCUCCAGCAGCGCCAGAACGAAGUCGAGCUGCUCAAGCAAACCAUACUGGCGGAGCGGGAAAAGAUCGGAGAAAUGCUGGAGGCCAAGGAAGAGAAGCAGCAGGCCAUACUGCAAAAAUGUCGCAGCGAGCUCCAGGCAAAGAACCAGCGCAUAGCCGAGCUCAUACGGACUCUGGACGAACAACAUGCCAGCAUCGACUCUGAGCGCAAGUCAAUGAAGGCAGUGAUGGCUCAGUGGGACGCACAAAAGCAGUCUGUGGAGCAGGUGGAACAGCAUUGGCGCGAACAGUUGCAGAUGCUGCGCGACACCCAUGAGGAGGCGAUGCGAUCCGCGCACCAGCGAUAUCAGAGUGCCAAACGGACGGCCCACAACUACAAGCUCUAUGCAGAAGACAAAGAGGCGCACAUGAAGCGAGAGUACGACCGCAUCAAGCACGAGUACGAAUUGUCGUUGGCCAAGAUCGAGCUCCAAAUGAAUCAGCGCCUGGAGAGGAAGGGUCGCGAGUCGCAUCGCGACAAGGAAAACCAGCCCAGCAACAGCAAUAGUAGAUAGGUUUACUUACCGUAAGUAGGUCGUUAAAAGCAUGUUCGAUUUUUACCCAAUUGUUUUAUGUACAGGCAACUAAAUAUACUCUCCCGUACAUUCCGACAUUCCGAAUGAUUGUAACAUUUUUCUUGGAUUAUUCAGUAAGAAGCCCCCCUGUAGCUUAAAUUUCAGAACGAGCUUCUCCGCCUCGCCUGUUUCAAUCGCAAGCGUUGCGAAAGUCAUGGCUAUGGGUUUCGUUCAGAGACCGUAAUAAUUAUAAGUAAUAUAAUAAGAAUUACUUGGUAAUGAUUAUAUUUAAAUUUUUCUUCACUGAUAAUCAUUAUUUUUGAGUAAUUUCAUAAAACUUAGACUUAAUCAUUAUUCUUGAUAAAAAAAAUAAAACUCAAAAAUAAUGAUUAUUUUAAAAUAAAAUUCAACAGGAAUUUACGGCUUGUGUUAGAAUGCUCGACAAUAUUAUUG
This is a messenger RNA of Drosophila persimilis, 3390 nucleotides long. RefSeq names its product CAP-Gly domain-containing linker protein 1 (gene asl). The record is from RefSeq and is a predicted model, not a curated record. Bases 4 to 2937 code for a protein of 977 amino acids. Lineage: Eukaryota; Metazoa; Arthropoda; Insecta; Diptera; Drosophilidae. The transcript is spliced from 3 exons.